Messenger RNA from Lecanosticta acicola, 267 nucleotides. Lineage: Eukaryota; Fungi; Ascomycota; Dothideomycetes; Mycosphaerellales; Mycosphaerellaceae. The record is from the annotation of a GenBank genome assembly.
AUGGCGGCUGAGACAGGAAUAGCACCAUUCCGCGGCUUCAUCCAUGAGCGCGCAGCACAGUACGCUUCCGGACGAAGACUCGCUCCAGCGUAUCUCUACUACGGGUGUCAACGUCCCGAUCGCGAUGACUUGUACCGCGAGGAAUUGGAUUUGUGGGAGAAGCUGGGACUGUUGCAGUGCACAGGGCAUACAGUCAAGCGUCGGAGCUCAGCAAUGGCUACAAACACAUCCACGAUGUCGUCCGAGCAGAGAAGGACUUGCUCGUGA